Molecule: messenger RNA, 8802 nt
Organism: Xyrichtys novacula (pearly razorfish)
Lineage: Eukaryota; Metazoa; Chordata; Actinopteri; Labriformes; Labridae
Source: the annotation of a GenBank genome assembly
GGCGUUGAGUGCUGUUUGGGGGGGUGAGCAUCAUUAGCUCUUCUAAAUCCACGUGCAUGUUUGAGUUGGAAUAAUUGGUGUAGUUAGGGAAUGGUUGCAAGGGGACAAAACAAAGAUGAAUUGAAACUCUUCAGCAUUUGUUGCAGCUCAACAUGACUCUGCUAACAGAAAACUGCCUGCUGUCACACGGCGUUGAACUGCAUCUCUCAAGGUGAAAGAACUAAAGACUCUGGAAAGAAAGGUGGCCCCUGUUGUGUUAUCAUCAGCUAAGGUUGGCAAUGCUGAUAACUCCAAAAUAGAAAACAAAAAAACAGCUUUUAUGCCAAAGGGCUUGUUUGUUUGAAUAAGAACUUCAAAAUGUAAAAAAAUAUAAACAUUGAAAUAAGAUCAUUUUUCAAAUAAGUCCAUUACAGGUGAAACCAAUGGCAUACAUAGAUGAUGUCCAAUUUUGUUACGUCUUUUUCAGAUGGCUGAUACUAGGCACGAUGGCCCGAUGUCAGCCAUCUUGGUUUUGUGCCAUGCUUAAAUAUUGAAACUGAUUUUACUAUUACAGGCUGUUUUUUUUUUCCCCCUAAAACAUCAAGUCAUUAUUGACAGAAGCACUGGCACAGCAGCAGCAUUGACCACAGAAGCUGUAUGAGGUCUGAUACUGUCCUCUGGUCAUAUUGAGCUGCAGAUUAUAAUGAUUAGUGAUUUGCUGCAUCAUUUCACCUCCAUUCAGGAUGAUAAUUGAGACACUGCUAUGGGUUUCGUAAACAAAGUAUGACCUUGAAGGUAAUUUGAAAGAAACUUACAGCUCCACUUGAAUACAUUCUGAACUGCAGUUUAGAUGUAUAUGUAGGCUAAGGGUGUGUUCUGUUUAAUUUUCUAUCAGUUUCCUGAUUACAAACCAUAACUUGAACAACAACAGACUUCAACGAUAGGACACUUUGUCAUUACCUACCAGUCAGGGGCUUGUCCAGGAGAGUUGUACGGGUGGCAUGGCCAAAAUGCUAAUAAUAGACUGUGUUUAUGUUAGAUUUUCUCAAAAUCCUGUGGCCACUCAAAAUGCUUUUAAAUCAAUAGGCAAACAUCUUUUAUCAUUACCUUUUUGAGCCCAUAACAAACAAGUGUAGAACAUUCACAUGUUGCUUCUCUGUGCUGCUGUUGUUUUAAUUUAUGUAAAGCUCCUGUGAGGAGUUUUUGGAUGUUAAUGACGUAGGUUCAGACUCAUAUUGAUGCCCUUAUAUGAAAGACAAAGGCAAACAAGACCAUAGUAAUUGGUGUCCGGUACCCAUACUAAAACCAGAACUUAACUUGACAUUGAGAAAAAAGCAUGUUGGCCUAAGCUGGCUCUUUCUAUGAUUAGAAAUUAGAAAACCUCUAAGAUCAUCAGUUUCCUGUCUAAAACUGUCAGUAGCAUAUAUAAACGUUUGUCAGAUCAUAAUCCACUGAACUGCUUUUUAUACUAUAGGCUAGAUCUAUAACUGUAUUUGUGUCACGCUACCACCUGGCGGUGAGCGCCUGACACUACACCCCCGAACACGUGGACUUCACACGCUCACACAUGACAUUUCUCACGCUGAGAAGUGAUAAAACUCGCAGCACAUAACACAUAGAAAGGAGAUAAGUAAAUGUAUGAAUGGAUGACGCAAUGGCAAAGUGCUCUGCUUAAAUUGGCAACCUAUCAACCAAUAAGAAAAAGAGUAUUCCUCGUUGCCAAGUGAAAUGGAAUGUCAAUCCAAGGCUGGGGCUAUAAAUUAACUGAGUUUCUGUUUUAACUUCCUUGUAAAUUUACACACACACACACGCUGUCAGCAUGUUAAAGUAAAGUUAAUGAAUGCAGUCAAUGACCAGUGCUGUUCAAGAGGCCCUUUUGACCAAGAGACUUGUUUUUCUUGUUGUCUUCUUUUGCCCUGAAACUUGUCAAUUAAACAAUGAAUUUGGUAUAACGGACUUUGUAUUCCAUUAUAUUAUUGUACUUGUAUAUUAUCUCCAAACACUCUUUACCCUUAACCCCUAAAAAUAAAAAUAAAAACUCUCACUCCGGGCUUUUUUCACGUCUCCCGAAGUGCAUACUCAUCUACUGCGCAUGCGCAUGUGAGGGGGCGCGUCUGUUUGCGUGACGAAAUGUUGUGUUUCCGGCGCUGAAUCAAAGGGACUCAUGAACCAUCAGGAGCAGCUUCUACAAUAAACCCCUCUCAGGUAAAAAUGAAGAAUGUUACAGACGGCUGAUCACACUCAGCUCUUUAUUAUCUAAACUUAGUCGCUUUGGUUAUCGGUGUCGUUUGGCCAACGGGACAUCCAAGCAGCUCCAUGACACGGUGAUGCUAACUGAUAACCAGCGUUAGCUCCGGCUAACUCUUGUUAUUAUCACCUACAGCGGAUUCCAGGUGAAAACUAAACAAGCUUACUACCGUCCGAUAAGUUUAUUCCGAUACUGUAUAACCCAGUGACUUUUAACAAUAAUGCUUAUCAUUGUGAACCUCAGGGUUUAAACCGCGCUAAGGUAGCAUUAGCUGUGUUAGGGGUCACUGAAGGUAAAAACAUUACACAUCUGUGAGCUAAAACAGGGUCACAGAGGCUCCAUAUCAACUGUUUUCAGAUCUUAGUCAAAUCUAGGUGCAGAUUUCUUCCUUUAGCUUCUGGUAAUUCAGUUUAAUUUAACAACACGACUCUGUAUGAGCUCAGACUUUACACACCUUUCAUGUGCUUCUACUUUUUUUUAAUUUUUUUUUAUUUAAGUUAUGUCUUCUUUAUGCAGUUGGCAGUACAAGUUAACUUCCAUAACCUGUGUAUCCGCAAACUCAAAGGACUAUAUGUUGCUCCACACCUCCUGUUGUUGCUAUAUCAAAGUAUUAUCCAACCCAUCCUUCUGAACUGUUCCACACGUUUCUUCACUAUGCUUUCUGUCACCAACCGGGCCAAACUCACACGCAUCACAAACACAGCAGCUAAACUCAUUGGUCUACCCACACCCAACCUUACAGAACUGAACAACAGGUCCAUCACACGCAAACUCCAUAGCACAAGACACCACUCACCCACUCAAAAAAUACUUCAACCUCCUACCCUCAGGGCGCAGGUAUGGAACCCUAAGGUUUAACAAGGCCCGCUUUAGGAAAAGCCUGGUCCCUGCAGCUAUAGAUGCCCUGAAUAGUAGGCCCCGGUGAAUAAUCUGUCCUGUUGCCUCCUUGCUGCUUGUUGCCGAUUGCUGUUGUCCGGGUGUUUGUCAUUAGUUGUCUGUUCCUUAAGGUCUGUCAUAUGUGAUGUGCAUUUUUGUCCUUUUAUGUAAUGUACAGUUGGUGAAGACAAAUUUCCCCACGGGGACCAAUAAAUCUAUCAUUAUAUAUUUGUAAUAUCAUGCAGCUGUAAUCUACACAUGUAGGAAAAGUUUUACUAAAAAUAUGAUUAUUUUUAUGAAUGUUGCAGAGUAGAAAUCAAAUCGAACUUUACUUAUAAAGUGCUUUUCAUGCGAAGGAUGUAACACAAAGUGCUUAUCUUAACAGCAAGGAUUGCUAUGACUCCCCGUCAAGUCCUUCGACAUGGUUCUGAGCCCCUGCAGCUGUACUUUGCUACCUGAACAUCUGAGUUAACUUACUCCUCUCAGACAUUCAUUGUUAAUCAUUGUCGACAGGGUUUUUAGUCCCUCUGGUGCGCAGACUUUCUUCUUAUUUGAGUGAUGAGGUCCUUUAAUGGACUGUAGAAGCUAUUGAUGAUGAAUUACCUUAUCUGACAGUGUGAGAUGUAGAGAAGUCUUGUCUAAGCUCUUUGGUUUGCUUUACUCUUAGUGACCUCCGACCGGCCUACAAGAAGACAAAGCCAUGGGGAACACAAGCAGUGAGAGGGCAGCCAUGGGCCAGGGGGAGAAGGCUCAGCGGAGGGACAGCCGAGGACAUAAGGAGGGAGAGAGGCCAAAAAUCCUAAUGGACAGCCCAGAGGACGCAGACAUUUUUCACAGUGAAGACAUGAAAGUAAGCUUUUAACUCUCUAAUGUGUGUGUUAGUUUUUGCCAUCAAGGUGUCAUUUGUCAGCCUUUAGACACAGGGUGGAAUAAUUCUGGGUUUUCCAGGCCCCCUUAGAAAAAGAAGAGUUCCUCGCAUGGCAGCAAGACUUAGAAGCAGAUGACAAAGGACCAACUUUAGACCGGCCUACGGUAUUUCGCUGGACUGGCGACGGCAAAGAAGUUUUCCUUUCUGGAUCCUUCAACAACUGGGCGAACAAGAUUCCUCUGAUAAGAAGGUAAGGGGUGCUAAACUCUGUGUUUUAUUAUGUUCUGAUUUAUUCUUUGUGUUAAUAACACUCAGAGCUCCACUGGCGCCUCUAAUAUCUUCACACCUCUCUGACCUUUACAUGUCUAAGAUGUAUUUUAUGUCUAAAUCUCAUCCUGCUUUCUCUUCACAGCCAAAAGUAUUGUUCAUUAUGAAUAUUUGUUCAAGACAAAGUCAAAUAAAUAAUUUUUCCUCCCUUUGCUGCAGAACCUAUUUUCCCCUCACUGUGAUUGUAAGAAUCAGUCGGUUUCAUAACUAACUGUCAGGUUGUUGUUUUAUGAAUCAAAGUGGUAGUUACUAGAGGUUUGAUCUCUUCGUGUCUUUUGAUCAGCGCACUAGCAGGAGUGGGAACAUACAACUGAUGGUUUUGAAGACUCAAAGUAAAGUCCUGUGCCAUCUCACACCAUCUCUUUUCAUUUUUAAAGUCAGAACACCUUUGUCGCUAUUGUUGAUCUACCUGAAGGGGAGCACCAGUACAAGUUCUAUGUGGAUGGCCAGUGGACCCAUGACCCUGCUGAGGUUAGCAGUUUUUCAGUUUGUCCUUUUUUCAAACAAGCUCUGAAAUGAGAUCCCUCAAUGAUGUAUUUAUAAUUUGUCGGACUCUUCAUGUUCUGGGCUUCUGUUGUAUUCCUCAUGUAAGAUUACAUCUGGCCUGUUUAUAAUCUGUUGCUUUAGGUUUUAAUGUGAUUAUUUCGUGUUUCAUUACAGCCAGUUGUAACAAGUCAGAUGGGAACAGUGAACAAUAUCAUCCAGGUGAAGAAAACUGACUUUGAGGUUUUUGAUGCUUUGAUGGUAGACUCCCAGAAGUGUUCGGACAUGUCAGGUAAGUGCUGAAAACUGCUUUUUAGUCUGCUCACAGGUGUGUAAUGUAAUAUCAUCCCAGUGACUCUGGUCCCUUCAUAUUUGAUAGUUGACCACAAUCGAUCAGAUGGUUUUAAAUAUAUAUUUCACUUCUUAGCUCUGCCUCUUCCAUCUGUGUACAUGGGUGAAUGUGACUUUUAAUGUAAGAGUACGUGGGGUGGUAAGAGGACCAGGGAAAGUGUGAUUUUAGAACAGGUCCCUGGAAAUAUGAAGAAUAAUGAUGUUUUUUUUCCUCUCAAAGUCAGAUGUUUUUUAUCCUUGCUCUGCCUCUGCUCCUGUAUCAGACCUCUCCAGCUCCCCUCCUGGGCCGUAUCACCAGGAGUCUUAUGUUCCCAAGCAAGAGGAGAAGUUCAAGUCUCCACCAAUACUCCCACCACACCUGCUACAGGUCAUCCUCAACAAAGACACUGGAAUUUCUGUAAGUGGCUCCAAAUUGGCUUUUUAAUUCAUCUAUUUAUUUAUUUCAAUAUCACUCAGUAAUUCAUAUUUUUUAGUUAUUAGAAAUGUUACACAAUUUUGUACCAUUCCAUGAUAAUGAUAAUCUACUUUUUUUAAACCACAAUCCCUAAACUGUUAAUCCUUAAACCCUAUUAAAUUGCCCUUCGGGGAUCAAUUAAGUUCUUCUUCUUAUUUAAAACAUAAACUCCUCUCACGAUAAAUCAGAUGUAAACAAAAGAAGUCAAUGAGACCAACACCAUGAUUUUGUAAUAAAGUAAAUGUUCUGUUUUCCCUCCUGCACAGUGUGAUCCUGCGUUACUACCUGAACCCAACCAUGUAAUGCUUAACCACUUAUAUGCUCUUUCCAUUAAGGUAAGGGUUCACACUUGACUGCAUCACACACACACACACACACACUUGAGGCAUGAACACACACAUACACUCACGCACACACACACUUGGAGUGAAAGUGUUUGCACUUAACGGAAACAAUGUGUUCUGCUAGUCAUGCGAAAGUUUGCUCGCAGCUGCAGAAGUUCUCAGUUAGUAAUAAAAAUGCUAACAAAGCUGCUCAUUUCCCAAGUGCCCCCUCAGACAGUUUUCCCACACCCCCAGCAGCUGAUGACAUGUUGUAUAUAAAACGCAGAGAGUCAUAACAUCCUGUUACAUGUGUCUAGUAUUCUUAUUAAUCAACAUGCUGAUCCUUGGGACAGCCAAUCACAGUUGACGGAUACUUCAAACUGAGAUGCAAAAGGAAAGAUUUCAGAGCUCCCAGACUAAAAUAUGAUGAUACAAACAGCCAGAACAGAAAUCAUUGUCCAAAAUGUACAAAUUUGAAAAUGAAAUGUUUUUAAUAAAAUGCUAAUCCCCGCUAAAAAGGUUGUACCUGCUGUUGCUUUGUAAUGUAAACCUUUUUCUGCUCUGGGAUUCAGGGCUACGCUUUUUUUUUUCUCCAACAGUCGAGUAGAUCCCAUCGUUUCCUGUUCUGUCCUGAUACCCCUCUGAGAUGUUUCACAAAGGAGAGAUGGACACCAAAAUCUGAAGUCCUUCUUCAUCUUCUCUUUUGAAACAGAGUUAUAAAGAGCUUUACAACAUAAAAACAGAAUAAAAAUAGAGGAAGAAACAUACAGACACAGCACACAUCAACGCAACUUCCAAAGAAGUCGUCAAUGGGAAUGAUUAAGAGUUCAAUGAAAGAUGAAACCCCAACAUGUCAAAAGGUUUCUUAAUGAAGUCAAAAAUAAUCAUGAUGAUAAUAAUAACAGUAAAAUAGAGUAAGUUUGAACAAAAUAAAACAAGUUAAGACUUCAUAAAAAGUUAAAAGCUAGUUAAAAGUCAUAUAAAAGUAAAAGCACUUUUUUAAAACUUAAGGAACUUGCCAGAUUGAUCUCCACAGGCAGUUUGUUCCAGAGACCCUGACAGUGAAAAUCUGAUGUUAAGCGCUGAUGUGUAUUUCAAAGCCAGUCUUAAGUGGUUUUAAAUAAAAAUGAAAUUAAAACUGAAAAGGAGGGAGUGGCUCUGAUAUGACGAUAACAAACAAGUGAAUCUCUUAUUAAAUAUAACAGCAGUAACUUGUGAGUUUUAGUCAUGGUCAUUCAUAUUUCUGGACAACAGUAAACUCUGUUCCAGCUGUUACACCCCAAUCCAAAAGUCUCUUCAUGAGAAUAAGACGAGGUGAAUUAUGGAGCUGCAUUGUUGUUGGGGAUUAGUGACUGGAGCUGGAGCACAUUGUAGAGAUUAGUGGGUGGCCCUCCUACUAAUCUCUCUGGUUGACUGUGUUUACUGCACAUGGUUUGGCUGAUACCAUUGUUGCUGGUGUCCCACUUGUACCUGAACUGUAAGCAUGUUUCCAUGGUGAAGGAAUGUGGAUUUUUGAAGGUAUCUUUUUAUUACCUUUUCUGUCACAGGAUGGAGUGAUGGUGCUCAGUGCGACGCAUCGUUACAAGAAGAAAUAUGUGACCACUUUACUUUACAAGCCGAUCUGAGGACAGACUGACUUUCAAUCCUGUCUGAGUUUGUGAACUGUACACUGAGUGUACAAAAUAUGAGCCUCGCCUGUGGAAAGAGCAGGUGAAUCCAGGUCAGUCUACUCUCAGAGGUCCACUUUAACCUUAAUCAGCUGUAGUCCAGGAAGUUAAUGUGUGAUCGCUUAUUUUCUUUCCCCCAGUUGAAGGGGACUGGCAGUCUUAUUAAGAAAUCUAAUCUAAAGCUAUUAAAAGGCUCUGAGAUUAUAUCUUGUACAUUUAGCGUAUAGCCAGUUACAUUAUUUAUAUCUGUUUAGGAUGAUAAAUGUCACCCCAAUCCUGUAUAUCCUGCCUUUAAUUGUUCACUAAUUGCCAUGUAGAACAACACACAUAGAGAGGCAGUAAUGAUAGGAUAUAACUCUGUGUAUAAGAGGAGAGCUAAUCUUCUACAAACCCGACUGAACGUCUUCAAAUCAUGAGUUUGCCAUGAUGAAGAGGAAGGAUCUAGUCGAGAUGUGAAUGUUAAAGGUCAAAGAAAGGAAAAAUGCACUGCAGUAGGUCAUCACUGUUUGUUAUUUUACGUUUUAUUUAUAAUCACACUGCGCACAAUAGAAAUCUUCAGUUAGCUGUGAAGUGUUUAAUGAUGUGUACAUAUUUUUUUCUACUGUGGUUGACGUGUCUCAUCAGUUUUUUGGUUUAGUUGAGUUUAUGACAAUCCUCCCAGAAUAACUUGGCCUAAGAUAGAAGAGUUUUUUCUUUAGUUUUGCACUACUUAAACACAGAUGGUCAGUCUACACUGAAGUCUUUACAGUGUAUCAGGAGGUUCAUUUAGGAGAAGAUGAAUUCAUGGUGGAUUAAAAAAAAGGAGACGACGGGAACAAAUAAACAAAAAGCAAAUGUAUUUGUCUGAGAGACAGCUCUUAGCUCUAAGAGAGCUGGUACGAAAAUGAUUACACGAUGUAGAUAUUUUCUAACUGAUGAAGUAUUGUUUUGGUCUGCAUGCAUUUCAUAAAGUCUGAAGGAUUGACUGGGUUUAAGUUCAAUGUUUGACAUGUAGCAUCUAUUUAUAUCAGUGUUUCACGUAGGUAUAUCCUGCUAUAGGCCAGUAGAAGCUGACAAUCUCCUCAAUAAAAGACUCUGCUGUACUGUUUUGUCAGAACUAUCACUGUCAUGAUGUAUUUAUACAAAAAUAAUGAUAUUAAGCAUAAAUUAGUGUCAUUAAUUUAUUUUUUGACUGUGAGAACAAGCUUGUGAGCUUUGUAUUAAAGACUAAUUUAAAAAGGAACAAA